Messenger RNA from Bactrocera neohumeralis, 681 nucleotides. RefSeq lists its product as uncharacterized. Lineage: Eukaryota; Metazoa; Arthropoda; Insecta; Diptera; Tephritidae. The transcript is spliced from 2 exons. The record is from RefSeq and is a predicted model, not a curated record. The coding region runs from base 72 to 512 and encodes 146 amino acids.
UGAAGCUGGCAUAACGCUACCGAUCGACACUUGGUAAGAACGUCGAGCGGCUGUAAAGAGCUUAAGACAAAAUGAAGCAUACUGUGGUGCUAAUGUUGGCUGUGAUAUGCCUGGUCUGUGUGAUGCAGAACGAAGCUAGCAUUUUGCCCUUGGUAUUGGAACCACAGGCACCGGUUGUUGUUUCGGUGCCAUCGAUACCGGUGGUGAAGAUUGUGCCUGUGGCUGCUGGUGGUGGAGGUGGUGCUGGUGGCGCUGGCGGUGAGGGUGCUGCUGGCGGCGGCGGUGGCGGUGGUGGCGCUGCUGGCAUUUUAGGUGGUGGCGGUGGCGGCGGCGGUGCUGGUAGCGCUGGCGCUGGUGGUGGCGGUGGUGGUGGCGCUGCUGGUGGUAUUUCAGGCGGUGGCGGUGGAGGCGGCGGUGCUGGUAGCGCUGGUGCUGGUGGUGGCGGCGGUGGCGGUGGCGGUGCUGGACUCCUUGGCGGUCUAGGUGGACUAGGUGGCGACGGUGGCCAUUAAUCUGUAUGCGAAAGUGUUAUUUGUAAAUACGUUGCAUUGUUUAUAUGUUGGUAACAGUUUUUGAUCUAUUUUGUGUAUACCUAGUUAAUGCCUUUCACAUUCACAUUUCUGUCUUUGAGUUGCUUUUCGUUUUUCUGCAAGUGAAUAUAACAGAUAUUUCAAAAAUAAA